Messenger RNA from Sorghum bicolor (sorghum), 2265 nucleotides. Its product is annotated as ruBisCO large subunit-binding protein subunit alpha. NCBI's taxonomy places the organism in Eukaryota, Viridiplantae, Streptophyta, Magnoliopsida, Poales, Poaceae. Gene Ontology annotation, molecular function: ATP-dependent protein folding chaperone; ATP binding. The record is from RefSeq and is a predicted model, not a curated record. Gene Ontology annotation, biological process: protein refolding. Bases 341 to 2083 code for a protein of 580 amino acids. The transcript has 7 exons.
CCUAAUAAUAUCAUCCAUCUUCUGUUUUUCCCCUAUUAAUAGGAGCCCAGAUUCAUAUUUUUUAUCCAAAAUUGUCAACGAUCUUCCACCCAGAUUGAAAGGGAUGCCUCGUUGGAAUGUUCUAGAAAGAAGGCCGGCCCCUCGAGAAGCCUCCGGGUCGUUCCCCUGCCUCUGCCUACUACUAGUAGUGGAGGGGCAUGGUCUCACGCUACUCGCUAACUACUCGCCGCAGCCAGGCAGACGAGACAGACAGAUCCCCUUCCCCUGCCGCCGCCGCCGACCCCCAAAUCAAAACCCUAGCUAGACCCCAAGACACGCAGAAGCAGAAGCAGAAGCAGGCAUGGCCACCAUCCCCACCACAGAUUCCGGCCUCCUCCUCGGUUCCUCCGCUCUCCUCCGGAGGACUAGGAGGGCCGCCUCGUCCGCCAGGCUUCCCGCCGCCGCCCGCCGUCGCCCGCAGCUCCUCGUGCGCGCCUCCGCCAAGGAGAUCGCCUUCGACCAGGGCUCCAGAGCCUCCCUUCAGGCCGGCGUCGAGAAGCUCGCCGCCGCGGUCGGCGUCACCCUCGGACCCAGAGGAAGGAAUGUUGUCCUGGAUGAGUUUGGAACCCCCAAAGUGGUCAAUGAUGGAGUUACCAUUGCUCGUGCUAUUGAGCUCGCAGAUCCCAUGGAGAAUGCUGGUGCUGCAUUGAUUCGUGAAGUUGCUAGCAAGACGAAUGACUCGGCUGGUGACGGAACCACUACCGCCUCUGUUCUCGCUAGGGAAAUCAUAAAAUUGGGUAUGUUGAGCAUUACUUCAGGGGCAAAUCCAGUGUCAGUUAAGAAGGGCAUUGAUAAGACUGUUCAGAAAUUGGUGGAGGAACUUGAGAAGAAGUCCAGGCCUGUCAAGGGUAGCGGGGAUAUUAAAGCUGUUGCUGCCAUAUCAGCUGGAAAUGAUGAAUUUGUUGGGACUAUGAUUGCUGAAGCUAUUGACAAGGUUGGCCCUGAUGGUGUCCUCUCAAUCGAGUCAUCAUCAUCAUUUGAGACGACAGUUGAAGUUGAAGAAGGGAUGGAGCUUGACAGAGGAUAUAUCUCCCCUCAGUUUGUCACCAAUCCUGAAAAAUCUACUGUUGAGUUUGAAAAUGCUCGGAUUCUUGUCACUGAUCAGAAGAUAUCAUCGAUAAAAGAAAUCAUUCCUCUGUUGGAGCAGACAACACAGUUAAGAGCACCACUUCUUAUAAUUGCAGAGGAUGUAAGUGGCGAGGCGCUGGCAACAUUAGUUGUAAACAAGCUUAGAGGAAUUCUAAAUGUGGCUGCAAUCAAAGCUCCUGGCUUUGGUGAGAGGCGUAAAGCUCUUCUUCAGGACAUUGCCAUUGUUACAGGUGCUGAAUAUCAAUCCAAAGAUCUUGGUCUACUAGUUGAGAAUACAACAGUAGAGCAGCUUGGCAUAGCUCGGAAAGUUACAAUCUCAAGUUCCUCGACUACCAUUAUAGCAGAUGCUGCUAGCAAAGAUGAUAUCCAGGCCAGAAUUGCUCAGCUGAAGAGAGAGCUUUCUCAGACGGACUCGGCUUAUGACUCUGAGAAGUUGGCAGAGAGAAUUGCAAAGCUUUCUGGUGGAGUUGCUGUGAUCAAGGUUGGAGCCUCAACCGAGGCGGAGCUUGAGGACCGCAAGCUCCGCAUAGAGGACGCAAAGAAUGCAACUUUUGCAGCUAUAGAGGAAGGUAUUGUUCCAGGAGGUGGUGCAGCCUAUGUUCAUCUCUCAACAUUUGUACCGGCUAUCAAGGAGACGUUGGAUGAUCCUGAAGAGCGGCUUGGUGCCGAUAUCAUUCAGAAGGCUUUGGUGGCACCUGCAGCGUUGAUAGCACAUAAUGCUGGGGUGGAAGGUGAGGUGAUUGUGGAUAAAAUCAGGGAAAGCGAAUGGGAGUUUGGUUAUAACGCCAUGGCGGACAAGCACGAGAACCUGGUGGAGGCUGGUGUGAUCGACCCUGCGAAAGUGACAAGGUGUGCCCUGCAGAACGCCGCCUCGGUGGCUGGAAUGGUGCUGACUACCCAGGCAAUCGUUGUGGAGAAGCCCCAGAAGGCUCCUGCAGCUGCAGCGGCACCCUAGGAUUCUUCCACACCAUGUAAUACUUACUAGGCACGGAACAGGCACUAGCGUGCAAAAAAGAAGAAAAAAAAAUGUGGUGAUCCUUAGAGUGACAAGGGAGAGAAAACUGAUAAACUAUUUUUUUUGUCAUGCGUGGGCAAGAAUAAAUUGAAUCAAUGUGGGAUCCAUGGGGCGAAUUGCUA